Messenger RNA from Dendrobium catenatum, 743 nucleotides. RefSeq names its product VQ motif-containing protein 22. The record is from RefSeq and is a predicted model, not a curated record. Lineage: Eukaryota; Viridiplantae; Streptophyta; Magnoliopsida; Asparagales; Orchidaceae. Bases 72 to 527 code for a protein of 151 amino acids. The transcript has a single exon.
ACCCCCAUCUUGGCUUUCAUUUUUGCUGCAACUUCCAAGCUCCAGUUGCCUCUCCCCAUCCACCGCCACCUAUGGCCGACGGCAGCCCAAAACCAGCCUGCUGGGCCCAACUCUACCACAGAACCACCUCGGUUGCCGUUAACUCCGACCCCACCACAGACGUCGGGCGGUCCACGAAGCCUCCCCGAAAACGCUCCCGAGCUUCCCGCAGAACCCCCACCACUCUCCUCAACACUGACGCCUCUAACUUCCGCACCAUGGUGCAACAAUUCACCGGCGUCCCGUCCGCUCCUUACAUCCCCGGUGGACCAUCAACCAUCAACCUCGGAUUCGGGUUCGGGCUUGGGCUCGGGCUCGAUAACCCUAUCCAACAAACCACUACCGCUCAGCCGAGUUUCGGCGGGCUUCAUCAGCAGCAGUACUUCAAUAACUUCGCGCCAGCCGACCAGUUCGCCAUGAACUACGAAAACAUAGAUAAUGAGAUCUUUCAAGGGAUGAAUAGCACGAUGAGAUCUUUCACGGGAUGAAUGGCACGAUGUUGGCGGGGCUGCCGCCUGCCGGAGUUGCUUGAUGGGAUCGCCGGCGGAAGCCAGCGGUAAUGGAGUACGGGCAGAGUGAGGGGUGCUUUAUGUGAGGAGCAGGUGGGAGUUUCAGGGAACUAGUUUAGUUACAGUUCUGCAUACAGUUAAUGCGAUUUGUGUCGGCUUACACAGUUUUAUGUUAUGGAAUCUUAUCUUUUUACA